Molecule: messenger RNA, 2007 nt
Organism: Hippocampus zosterae (dwarf seahorse)
Lineage: Eukaryota; Metazoa; Chordata; Actinopteri; Syngnathiformes; Syngnathidae
Gene: trip13
Product: thyroid hormone receptor interactor 13
Exons: 14
Coding region: 135-1403 (422 amino acids)
Biological process (GO): reciprocal meiotic recombination; meiotic recombination checkpoint signaling
Cellular component (GO): chromosome; nucleus
Molecular function (GO): ATP hydrolysis activity; ATP binding
Source: RefSeq, a predicted model, not a curated record
AAACGACGCCAUACGAACGUGUUUGGUAUUUCCGUUUCCAAAAGCAGCGCGCUGAAUUCGAGUCUUUGGACAUCACCGGGCUGUCUAAAUUUCAAUAUAGCGUCAGUGUCACUUCUGUGAAAGUACAUUUGGGAAUGGAAAGUGACGAUAUGGAUGAGAAAAACCCAAAAACGAUCGAUUUGGAGGUCCACGUUAAAUCCCAAAGCACAGCCAAAGUGUCAGAGGUGAAGAUGCAUGUCCAGGCUCUGCUAAGUCGCCACAGCAUGGUGUUUGGAAACUACAAGUGGACAGAAUUUGAUGAAACCUUCCUGCACACUCAUGUGGAAUCUGUGGCUGUAGUUGACCGGGAAGAGAGGUCAUCACAGCCCCUUGAUUUGACGAGCUGCACGAUUUCCUUCCACAUCUUCACCCUGAAUGAGGAUGGGCCGAGCACAUUUAGUUUCGAGGAUGAUGAGGAGCUCUCAGCGGCGAACCACUGGUUACUUCCAGCAGCUGAUUUCCAUGGUAUUUGGGAAAGUCUGGUGUUUGACAGUGGGGUCAAAACUCAGCUACUGGACUAUGUCACAACAACAAUUUACUUCUCGGACAAAAACGUCGACAGCAACUUGAUUUCGUGGAAUCGUGUUGUGCUGCUCCACGGGCCCCCAGGCACCGGGAAAACAUCUUUGUGCAAAGCUCUUGCCCAGAAGCUGUCAAUCAGACUGUCAAGUCGGUACACAUAUGGACAGUUUAUUGAGAUAAACAGCCACAGCUUGUUCUCAAAGUGGUUCUCUGAGAGCGGCAAACUGGUCACAAAGAUGUUCCAGAAGAUUCAGCAGCUUAUUGAUGAUAAAAACGCUCUCGUGUUUGUUCUGAUUGAUGAGGUGGAGAGUCUGACAGCAGCAAGGAAUGCCUGCCAGGCGGGAACGGAACCGUCUGACGCCAUCCGCGUGGUCAAUGCUGUCCUCACUCAGCUAGACCAAAUCAAACAACACUCCAACGUGGUGAUCUUGACUACCUCCAACGUGACCGAAAAGAUCGACUUGGCCUUUGUAGACAGAGCGGACAUUAAGCAGUACAUCGGACCACCGUCUGAGAAGGGCAUCUACAACAUUUUUCUUUCCUGCCUUGAGGAGCUUAUGAAGUGUCAAAUCAUUUACCCGCGGCAGCCGCUCUUCACCAUCUUUGAGCUGGAGACCAUGGGCUUUGCGAUGAGCCAUGUAUCUGAACACAGUCUGACCCUGAGGAACAUUGCCCUAAAAAGCAAAGGUCUGAGUGGAAGAGCACUGAGGAAAUUACCCUUUCUAGCUCAUGCACUCUUUGUGAAGACACCCAGCGUGACUCUGAAAAGUUUUCUAAAGGCCAUGGACCAGGCAGUGGAUAAGCAGAAGGAGGAAAAAGUUAACCUAACAAAUGGUGUCUGACGCAUUUGUAGGCUACAAGCUUCAGUUGUUUAUUUAUGAGGCAUCAUCAGGUAACUUGGUGCUGAAUGUUUACACUAAUUGAUUCAGCCACAGAAAAUUAUUGUUCGAAGAAAUACUGUCCGUAUGUUUGUUAGUGCAACAGCCGAAACCAUUUUUCUUGCAUACAGAAAUGUUUAAAAUGACCAAGUCGGAAUAUGUUGUCUGACGCAAACAUAUGCUAACAUCGUAGUAAAGUCAAUAUUUGUAUGAAAAACACAUAACCCAUAAGUGAAAAUCAGGACGGCGGUAACGGUGUGUUCCUUCUUGUGCCACAUGCCAUCUUACACAGCUGCGGUUCAUAACUUUGAACUGCAUAUGUUGGCACUGUUAAGGAAAGCACUAAACUGUUUUUCCAUUGCAUGCUUUUAACUGUGAUUUUGACUCCACCCGGUUAAUUUGUUCAGUCUCAUCUGGGGGAAAAAAAAGAACUUUCAACAGAUUUAUUUGUGUUACUUUUUUAAAAAGGACAUUUGAUCCAUAUUUAUGCCAACAAAUAAUAAUUGAACUGUUUAAAAGCUGUUGUACAGAAAAGAAAUAAACCAUUUCUUUGCGUUUGCGCACACCA